Amphibalanus amphitrite is the source of this 2463-nucleotide messenger RNA. Its product is annotated as protein neuralized-like. The coding region runs from base 601 to 1893 and encodes 430 amino acids. NCBI's taxonomy places the organism in Eukaryota, Metazoa, Arthropoda, Thecostraca, Balanomorpha, Balanidae. The transcript has 4 exons. Gene Ontology annotation, molecular function: ubiquitin protein ligase activity. The record is from RefSeq and is a predicted model, not a curated record.
AGCCUGGAAUUCUUCAGGAAAGAGAAAAGCAAGUCGAGUAGAUCCGGGUGAGAAUCGCCGAGGAGAGUAGGAAUUGAAAGUGCAAGUUGGUUGUGGGUGAUAUAUUGGAUUAUAGGUUGCCUCUCUGCUUGAUAUUGGGGACAGUGGAUCAAGAAGUGUUCAAUUGUGUAUCUUAUGUUACAACGUUGGCAGAUUGGAGGGGGGCCUUGAUCAAAGAUAUAUUCAUGUGUCAAUUUAGUAUGUCCGAUUCUAAGUCUGGCUAUAAUUACUUCUUUAAGCCGGGUAUUUUGAUAAGCAGUCGACCAGUGUCCGAUAAUUGGUUUGAUUGGGUGAAAGUAGUAAUGUGGAUUUACGUCCCAUUCAAACUAGCACUCUUCGAGGCCAAACUUACCCAACCGAUACCCUAACCCUCACAGUCACACCCUGGGGCUGUUCGAUCCUGGAAUUGUGCGUUAUUUCUUGGAAGGACAAAGCUCGUGCGUGACUCAUGAAUGGUGUCCACUGUCCAGUGUCCAAUGUCUAAUAGACAGCAUAGACAGUGUCUAUGCUAAUACUGUACCUACUGUAGCGCUGACGUAUUUUGCGUUUCAUUUUCAGAUCAUGCUGCGCCUGGCUGAUGUGUCUAACCAGUGGAGCGGCGUGGUGCGUCUGGGCUUCACCAGCGUCGAUCCGCGCACGCACACCCACGGCCUGCCCAAGUACGCCUGUCCUGAUUUGACCAGCAAGCCUGGUUUCUGGGCCAAGGCGAUGUCGGAGCGCUACGCUGAGCCGGGCUGCGUGUUCUUCUACUACGUCACUGCCGGCGGCGAUGUCCACUUCGGCCUCAACAACGAGGAGAAGGGCAUCUUCUUCUCGGGCGUGGACGUGUCGCGCCCGCUCUGGUGUCUGGUGGACAUCUACGGCAACGCCACCGCCCUCGAGAUCGUCCAGCCGCAGCCGGCGCCUCUGCCCGUGCUUCGGCCGACCAACGAGGAGCUGGAGCGAUGGACGCGACCGGCGCUGGCCGCUCUCACCAUCAACGCUCCACCGCCGCACGCGCAGCAGCCUCCGCUGCCUCUGCCGGCUCCGCAGCCGCAGCCGCCGGCGCUGGCCGUCAAGUACCACACCCACUGCGUCUUCUCCCCGCUGCUGCUGCACCCGCGUGUGCGUGGCCGGAACGUGACCGUCUCGCCGGACCGGACCGUAGCUGCUCGCCUCGAGGGCGAGUUCUGUAACGGCUACGUGUUCGGCCAGCGGCCGCUGCGGCUCGGCGAGCGGCUGGUCGUGCAGGUGCUCUCCCGGUGCAGCCUGUACGUGGGCGGUCUGGCGUUCGGCCUGACCUCGUGUGACCCGUCUCGGCUGACGCCCGCUGAGCUGCCCGAUGAUGCUGACCUGCUGUUGGACCGGCCCGAGUACUGGGUGCUGGCGAAGGAUGUGGCACGCACCCCGGCGCCUGGUGACGAGCUCAGCUUCAAGAUCAACGGCACCGGCGCCGUGGAGUUCUCGAGGAACGGCGGCGCGGCUCAGGUGCUGAUGCACGUGGACGCCUCGCUGGACCUGUGGCCGGUGCUGGAUGUGUUCGGCGGCACCGGCCGGAUCCGCGUGCUCGGCGUCACCUCCGAGCUGACGCCGGGCUGCGCGGCCCCUCCGCCGGUGCGCGCUGGCUCCGAGCACAGUCUGCCGGUGCCGGCGCGGCCGAGCCAGCCGCUGCCGCCGCCGCCGGCCGAGCUGCAGCCGGCCGCCGCCGCCGACUGCGCCGUCUGCUUCGAGCGCGCCUCGGACGCGGCGCUCUACUCGUGCGGCCACGUGUGCAUGUGCUACUGCUGCGCCGUGCAGUGGAAGGCGCGCGGUGGUGCAGUGUGCCCCAUUUGCCGGGCGCCCAUCAGGGACGUGAUCAGGCUCUACCGCAGCUAGGACAGGGCGCGGCGGUACAGAGGGACAACUCGGGACAGUAGGUUGGCGAACUCGCGGACCAGACCGACUGUGGGGUACAGAGUUCCGUCUGUAGUCAGGUGUGGCACUGAGCGAUAGUCAGGACGCCAGACGAGCUCCGGCGGCGCCGCAGAGGACAGGUGGCGCCCCCCACCGAGCAGAGAGUGUAAGAUAGUGAGAGCUGUUCUUCCUCUGGACAGAGCAACAGGCAGCUGGGCUUGCACCGCACGGGAACGGGAGUGGAGUUUGGGAAGUGGGAGUUGAUGUGACAAGUUUGUCGGAGGCGUGAUAUGCUAGUCAAACAAUUGCCUCCUUCCUCACUUAGUGUGCGUGUAUGUGUGUUUUCUGUAUACCAUGUAAGUGUUGUUUCUUCGUACAUCUGUCGUUGACUAGACACUUGCUAAUCUGUUUUCUUCUGCAAGGAAACUAUCCCCUGGUUGAUUCUAGUCGUAGCCAAGAAGUUGACAUAUUAUUUAACGCAAGAGUAUAUAUGCACAUCGUGAUUAUGUUGUGUAUUGUGGGCGCACGCAAUACAUUUUCUACGUAAAUGUA